This is a messenger RNA of Necator americanus (New World hookworm), 363 nucleotides long. RefSeq lists its product as uncharacterized. Lineage: Eukaryota; Metazoa; Nematoda; Chromadorea; Rhabditida; Ancylostomatidae. The transcript has a single exon. Bases 1 to 363 code for a protein of 120 amino acids. The record is from RefSeq and is a predicted model, not a curated record.
AUGACAUCUUCGAUUUUCUGUUAUGUGUGUUAUGUCGAGCGUUGUCGUGGAAGACGCCCUCCUCGGGGUGUUUGCCCGAUUUGGCUUGUGUUGGCUGGUCUUCUUCCCUAUAGGAACCGCACGGCUCGAUGUAAGUUGUACUCGUUUGAUGCCCAACUCUCAUUAUCAGUAAACAAUCCUGUGGAAAUUUCUUCCGAUACAGGAAGAGAAGCAGAGACCUACAGAUGGAUAAACAAGUGUAUCGCUCAUGAUCCACGCAUCUCUCUCAUCAAUCAAAGUCAGUCGCGAGGCUACGUGGUGCGUCCUCAAUGGGCGGAUAGGAGGGCUAGUCGCGGACCAAAAGCGACAUUGUGCCUGAACUGA